Megalops cyprinoides (Indo-Pacific tarpon) is the source of this 2583-nucleotide messenger RNA. Its product is annotated as extracellular calcium-sensing receptor-like. Gene Ontology annotation, cellular component: membrane. The transcript is spliced from 6 exons. The record is from RefSeq and is a predicted model, not a curated record. Bases 226 to 2583 code for a protein of 785 amino acids. Lineage: Eukaryota; Metazoa; Chordata; Actinopteri; Elopiformes; Megalopidae. Gene Ontology annotation, biological process: G protein-coupled receptor signaling pathway. Gene Ontology annotation, molecular function: G protein-coupled receptor activity.
CUGGAGCUGGCCCUGAGUGCACAGCUAGUGCGGGCAGAGGAGCCCGUGUGCAGACUGCUGGGCGUAGCAGAGCCGCCAGAGUUUGCCAGGGAUGGGGACCUCGUCAUCGGGGGAAUCUUCACAUUUGUCACCGGACCUAAUGGACAAAUACACACCUUCAAGAGCUUUCCGGAGGACCCAAAGUGCAAUAAUUUAAAUUUAAGAGAAUUCAAAUUUGCUCAGACCAUGAUCUUUGCAAUAGAAGAAAUAAAUCAGAACCCUGAUAUUCUCCCAAAUUUUACCCUUGGAUACAAAAUCUACAAUGCCUGUGGCUAUUCAAACAUUCUGAAAUCUGCUAUUGCUUUAGUGAAUGGGCAGGAGGACAUGCUUCAUGGCAAGAGUUGCACUAAGCCAGAAACGGUACAAGCCAUAAUAGGACACUCUGCAUCAACAACCACUAUGGGAUUUGCAAGGAUAAUUGGAAGGUUUCAUAUACCAGUGAUCAGCCACUUUGCCACAUGUGAUUGUCUGAGUAACAGGAAAGAGUUCCCCUCAUUCUUCAGAACCAUUCCCAGUGACUAUUACCAGAGCAGAGCACUGGCUCAGCUGGUGAAGCACUUUGGCUGGACCUGGGUAGGAGCAGUGAGAAGUGACAACGACUACGGGAAUAAUGGGAUGGCCACCUUUGUGCAGGCAGCGCAGGAGGAGGGAGUAUGUAUCGAGUAUUCAGAGGCCUUUCUGAAAUCAGGGCCACGCAAUGUGCUGCUCAGGGUAGUUGAUGUUAUAAAACACUCCACCUCCAAGGUGAUCAUGGCCUUCAUGACACAUAGGGAGGUCAAGGUGCUGGUGGAGGAGCUGCACAGACAGAAUAUUACAGGCCUGCAAUGGAUCGGCAGUGAUGCCUGGAUCACUGACAACUCCCUCACUGACAGCGAGGGCCACACGGCUCUCAUUGGGGCCUUGGGUUUUGUUGUCAGAAGGGCACGGAUCCCCGGGCUGGGGAAGUUUCUACAGGAGGUUCAUCCCUUUCAAUAUCCUCAAAGCUCAUUUCUCAAGGAAUUCUGGGAAACGGUGUUCAAUUGUACUCUGACCCCACACAGCAUCAGUGAUACAAGGAGACUCUGUACUGGGACUGAGCAUUUGAGAGAUGUACAGAAUGAGUUUACAGAUGUUUUUGAACUGAGAUUCACCAACAAUGUGUAUAAAGCUGUGUAUGCAGUGGCCCACGCCUUGCACAACCUGCACACAUGUGAACACAGCCAGGGUCCCUUUCCCAGUAACAGCUGUGCAGAUGGCAUCAACAUACAGCCAUGGCAGGUCUUGCACUAUCUACAAACAGUGAAUUUCACAACUAAAGAAGGAGAGAAAGUUGAUUUUGACAGCAAUGGAGACUCACCAGCCACAUAUGAACUCAUUAAUUUACAAAGGGUAAAAGGCACCAUGAUGGAGAUUGCCACAAUUGGUUACUAUGAUGCAUCACUACCUAAAGGACAGCAGUUCACUAUGAACAAUGUCAGCAUCAUCUGGGGGGGGGACAGUAAGAAGGUUCCUGUGUCAGUGUGCAGUGAGAGCUGUCCCCCAGGCACUCGCAAAGCCGUGCAGAGAGGGAGGCCCGUCUGCUGCUAUGACUGUGUGUCCUGCGCUGGGGGAGAAAUCAGCAAUACCACAGAUGCUAUUGAAUGCUUGAAGUGCCCACCUGAUCACUGGUCCAAUGAGGGACGGCAUGCAUGUGUCAUCAAAGAGGUUGAAUUCCUGUCAUAUAGAGAAAUAAUGGGGAUAAUUUUGACUUUGUUUUGUUUAUUAGGAGUCUGUCUAACAAUGACUGUAGCUGCAGUUUUAUUCUAUUACAGACAGACCCCCAUUGUCAGGGCCAACAACUCUGAGCUCAGUUUCCUGCUGCUCUUUUCAUUGAAACUGUGUUUCCUUUGCUCCCUCACCUUCAUCGGUCGGCCCUCUGAGUGGUCCUGUAUGCUGCGCCACACAGCGUUUGGGAUCACCUUUGUCCUCUGCAUCUCUUGUGUUCUGGGGAAGACAAUAGUGGUGUUAAUGGCCUUCAGGGCUACACUUCCAGGCAGUAAUGUCAUGAAGUGGUUUGGGCCUCUGCAGCAGAGACUCAGUGUUUUUGCUUUCACUCUCAUUCAGGUCCUCAUUUGUAUUCUUUGGUUAACAAUAUCCCCUCCUUACCCCAAUAUGAACAUGAAGCACUACAAAGAAAAGAUCAUUCUGGAGUGUGAUGUAGGAUCAGCAGUGGGGUUCUGGGCUGUGCUGGGUUAUAUUGGUCUCCUCUCUGUCUUGUGCUUUUUCCUGGCUUUUCUGGCUCGUAAGCUGCCUGAUAACUUCAAUGAAGCCAAAUUCAUCACAUUCAGCAUGCUCAUAUUCUGUGCAGUAUGGAUCACCUUUAUACCAGCUUAUGUCAGCUCACCUGGAAAGUUCACUGUAGCUGUGGAAAUAUUUGCCAUUUUAGCCUCUAGUUCUGGUUUACUGUUCUGUAUUUUCAUACCAAAGUGCUACAUCAUACUAUGUAAACCAGAACAAAACACCAAAAAACAUUUAUUAGGCAAACAAACAUUCAGCAAUACAAGUAGUAAAAAUUAUAUACAAUGA